AUGUCAGCAACGAAACGCUCCUCCCCUCCCACAGAAGCAAUGGAAACCGAAUUAACGCCCACCCGAAAAAUUCUCGACGCCAAACUUCCCUCUAGAAAACGUACCGCUCUCGGCAAAACUUCUCCAAACACCACUCAACCAUCAACAAACCCACCCAAAUCCUCAUCUCCCGCAUCUUCUCAGGCCAACACAUCAUCCGAAGCCGAAGCUUCAUCAUCAGAACCUUCUUCUGAAGACGACUCCGAGGAUGAGAUCCCCAUGAUCCGUCCCCUAAAUGCUCGUCCCGUCAUGCGUGUAUCCACACUUAACGGAUUUGGCGCUUCAGAAGGCCUCAACAAUCUUCCUGAUUUUCUGAAACAGAUGAAAGAAGCGAAUGAAGAAUUGAUGAAGAAGAUUGAGAAAGGAGAAGAUAGGAAAUUGGAGGAUGUGAAGGAGGGAGAAAGUUAUGUGGAGAUGAACUUGGGACUGGGUGUUUUGGAAGAAACGAGGGAUGGGGAAAGGGGAAGCGAAAGUGAGAGUGAGAUCGAGAAGCAAGAUGCUGAUGGGGAAAGGAAGAUGGGGGAGGGAAAGAAGGCCGGAAUUGAGGAACUUUAA
This is a messenger RNA of Botrytis byssoidea, 594 nucleotides long. RefSeq lists its product as uncharacterized. Bases 1 to 594 code for a protein of 197 amino acids. The transcript has a single exon. The record is from RefSeq and is a predicted model, not a curated record. Lineage: Eukaryota; Fungi; Ascomycota; Leotiomycetes; Helotiales; Sclerotiniaceae. Gene Ontology annotation, biological process: box C/D snoRNP assembly.